Molecule: messenger RNA, 1718 nt
Organism: Ceraceosorus guamensis
Lineage: Eukaryota; Fungi; Basidiomycota; Exobasidiomycetes; Ceraceosorales; Ceraceosoraceae
Product: putative hexokinase
Exons: 3
Coding region: 243-1625 (460 amino acids)
Biological process (GO): intracellular glucose homeostasis; glucose 6-phosphate metabolic process; glycolytic process
Cellular component (GO): mitochondrion; cytosol
Molecular function (GO): ATP binding; D-glucose binding; mannokinase activity
Source: RefSeq, a predicted model, not a curated record
AUGAUAGGCAGGCAGCCUGGCAACAUCCCAGCCUGCUGGUACGGCUCUCGCCGCGUCGAGGUUCGCUGAGAGGUGCCGAGCCUGCUCGUGCAAUGCUUCAAGCGCCAUUUCUGGACCAAUCAAGGCGCCGCGUAAUGAGCAUAUAUGCGUCGCGCACCGAUGAAACGUGGGGAAAGGAGUCGAUGCAAGCAGGCUGGCAUGCAAUGCGACGCGCAGAGAUCUGAAAGGCUUCGGUGCACCAGAUGCCAAAGUGCUUUUGCUCGCUCGCUUGCUUGCUUGCUUGCUUGCUUGCUUGCUCACGAAUCGCACCUUGCUUCGCUGUGCAGAUCGUCACUUGGCACAGUUCCUCGCACUCCUCGCGCAACAAAAUGUCAGCAGCUCAAGAGCAGCUGGAUGAAGAGCUGCAAAAGUACAAGGACAUGUUUACACUCACGCCAGAGACGCUCGUUCGAAUCACUGAUCGAUUUGUAGAGACGCUGGAAAAAGGUCUGCACAAGGAUGGCCAGACGGUGCCAAUGCUUCCAGCUUACGUAUUUGGCUGGCCUACUGGCGACGAGAAGGGCUCCUAUCUGGCUCUUGACUUGGGAGGUACCAACCUGAGAGUCUGCCAUGUCACGCUCAAGGGUAAGGGAGAGUUUGACGUCACGCAGACAAAAUUCCGUCUGACGGACGAGCAAAAGCAGUGCGAAGGUCAAGAGUUGUUCGACUUUUGCGCCGACUGCUUGAACACCUUCAUCAAGGAUCACUUUGGUGGACGCGAUGGAGAGGUGCAUUUGGAGGAGGACAUCGCUCUCGGUUUCACUUUUAGCUACCCUAUGGAACAAGAGCGCAUCGACCACGGCAAGCUCGUUCGGUGGACCAAGGGUUUCGGCAACCCAAACACCGAGGGUAACAAUGUGGCCGACAUGUUCAAAAAGAGUCUUGAAAAGUACGAGGUGCCGAUCAAGAUGACGUCGUUGAUCAACGACACCACCGGGACGCUCAUCGCCUCCAACUACGUCAGGCCAGACACGCGCAUCGCGUGCAUUUUCGGCACGGGAUGCAACGCCGCGUACAUGGAGCACAUUAAGAACAUUCCCAAGAUUGCGCACCACAAGCUGCCAGAAGAUGAGGACAUGGCGAUCAAUUGCGAGUAUGGAGCUUUCGAUUCCUUCGAGCACAAGCACAUGGCGGAUAUCCGAACAAAGUACGACGAGUACAUUGAUCUGCACAGCAACAAGCCUCACGAGCAGGCGUACGAAAAGAUGAUCGCUGGGCUGUAUUUGGGAGAGAUUUUCCGAUUGGUGAUGUGCGACCUGGUGGAUGAAGGUGUGCUAUUCCUGGGACAGAACACGUACAAGAUCGAAAAGCCCAACGUGUUCGACACUGCCUUUUUGAGCUUGAUCGAAUCGGACCCGACGGACGAGCUGCUCACCGUCACUGGCCUGUUCGCUCACUUUUUCGGGUUGGAAACGACGAUCGAGGAGCGAAAAUUCUUCAAGCAGCUCGCGGAGCUCAUCGGAACCAGAGCGGCUCGUCUUAGCUCUUGCGGCAUUGCGGCAAUUGUCAGGAAGAUGGGCUAUCAGGAGAAGGGCUGCGAAGUUGGCGCUGAUGGUUCGCUCUACAGCAAGUACCCCCGUGAGUAGAGAGAGAGGCACGCCUCAUGGGGUCUGUAUGCGCCACGAUUUGCGCGCGCGCGCUCAAUGUGGUGCUUUUUUUGGCCCCACACAUCUCCCCCC